This is a messenger RNA of Sparassis crispa, 768 nucleotides long. RefSeq lists its product as hypothetical. The transcript has 3 exons. NCBI's taxonomy places the organism in Eukaryota, Fungi, Basidiomycota, Agaricomycetes, Polyporales, Sparassidaceae. The coding region runs from base 1 to 768 and encodes 255 amino acids. Gene Ontology annotation, cellular component: Dsc E3 ubiquitin ligase complex. Gene Ontology annotation, biological process: SREBP signaling pathway. The record is from RefSeq and is a predicted model, not a curated record.
AUGCCAAUCCACCAUGCCCAACGACAGCACAUCAUAUACUCCCUGGAUGCCCUCGUCUAUCAGCUACACACCCUUUCCUUCCUCCUUUCGCCAUCCAUUUGGGCCUACCUCUGUCGUGUUUCUUCCCAGUUCCAAUUCUCACGACCUCGGACACUCGAUUCCAGCCGUACGCUCCGCUUCUGGUACUUGGUCAUCGUGUUCUUCAACAUCGGGAGCGUAUGGUCGCAUGCGGCGCAGGGUGCAGCCCACGGGAGAUCAGUUAUCCUCGACUUCGUCGGCCUGGCGUACACUCCAUCCAAGGCGCAUCUGCUUUUCCUCGACUUCCUCAUCAUAUUCCUCAACAUGUUACUUGUCACAAUCGCUUUCGAGACGUCGCUGUCAUCAGCUAUGCCGCCCAACACCCCCGACCCUCUUCUACCUUCAAUCACAACGUCGCCAAUGCCACUCCUGGAGGAAACCCCGAAAAAUGUGGACACACCAUACGUGAUUAAUAUCCGUCUGUCUACAUUAUUUUACCGCCUCAGGUAUCCCCCUCCCCCCCCUCCUCCGCACGAUUCUUCCACAGAAGACUUGCUUCCACUCCCUAUCACUACAUCGUGGCAGACAAGAUCUGCUCUGGGGCUACUAUCACGCGCGAGGCAGGCAAGAACCCAAAUCCGCGACGCCGCUAUCGCGCGAGCUCGUCCCGCGGAUACAGAGGCAGGUAGCAGUACAGUGGAGGAGAAUGUGAGAACCCCCGGUGGAAUCGACACAGACAGUGGUACAUGA